Paramecium pentaurelia is the source of this 1081-nucleotide messenger RNA. Lineage: Eukaryota; Ciliophora; Oligohymenophorea; Peniculida; Parameciidae. The record is from the annotation of a GenBank genome assembly.
AUGUCAAUAUAAAGAGAAUGGCAGAAAUUUGUUAGACCACCUCGAUAUAAUUAUAGUUACUUUGAUCUAGGUUAUUUAUUUCUUAUUAACAUAUUAGGUCCUGAAUACAUUUAACUACAUUAAGGUUAUCUACGGAAACAUGAAAAGAUUAUUACUAAUCGUUAAAAUUGCAAAUUAUAAAUGUCAUACUUUGAAUUGAAUCCAAAAACUUCUAAUUGUAUUGUUUAUUGUCAUGGCUAUAAUGGAUGUAGAAUAGAAGGCAUUAAAUAUGCUUCAAUUGUAGCAUAAUUUGGCUUUAACUUUUGUACAUUUGAUUUCUAAGCAUGUGGUCAUUCUGAAGGAGAUUUCAUCACUUUUGGGUAUGAUUUAUAAUUAAACUAAUAGACAUCUUGAGAAGGAUGAUAUAACAUCUAUAUUACAUGAAUUAGAAAUCCAAUUUCAAUAGAAAUAAUUUAUUUUAUGGGGAAGAUCUUUAGGUGCCACUACCAUUUAAUUAAAAGAAUAACCUAAUGUUAAAGGAUUGGUAUUGGAUAGUUGUUUCACCAAUUUCAAUAAAUUAGCAAUUAGUAUAAUUCAAAAAUAAACUCGAUUACCUAAAUUCAUAAUCAAGGCAAUCAUCUACUUAACCAAAGGAUCAAUUGAAGAAGAAGCAGGAUUUCAAUUUAAUGAUAUCCAAGUUUAAUGUAAUUCAAAUAUGCCUACUCUCUACAUUUGUAGUGACAAAGAUUCUCUUAUAAAGGCUAAAAAUAGUUUAAAAUUGUAUAAGUAACACAAAGGAAUUAAGAAAUUGAUCAAAGUAGAUGGAGAACAUAAUGAUUCUAGACCUCUAGAAAUCAUUCAACAAAUUUGUUCAUGGUGUAAGGACAGAGUGCAAAUACAAUAAAACAAUUAUAUAUAAUACAAUUCAGUCCCUCAAGUGGCUAGAUUGCCAUUAGAAUUAAUCUAUGAUUCUAAUAUUUAGAGUGGGAUGUAAUCUUCAUACAAUAGGAUUCCCAAGAAUCCUGCCAUCAAAUUAAAAAAUUAAAUAAGUAUCUAGUUAAGAACAAGCUGUAGAAAUUUACAUAGUGCAGUAUAAUACUGA